This is a messenger RNA of Lodderomyces theae, 2178 nucleotides long. RefSeq lists its product as uncharacterized. Bases 1 to 2178 code for a protein of 725 amino acids. The record is from RefSeq and is a predicted model, not a curated record. NCBI's taxonomy places the organism in Eukaryota, Fungi, Ascomycota, Pichiomycetes, Serinales, Debaryomycetaceae. The transcript has a single exon.
AUGUCUUUAAAGUCUUCGUCAUUCACAAACUCGGCUACACCCACGAAGCGCUUUCUGUCAAAAUUCAAUGCGACUGUCACACGUUCCAGACUGUCUACUCCUUUCCCGAAUGGGGCAGCUACUUCAACAAAAUCGAUAGAUGCCGUUGCAGGAGUCAACUCAAGACCACUGAAACUGUAUAUUAACACCACAAUGGAUUGGAAACUUGAGGACAUCUCAGAAGAAUAUGUACUAAGGGGCACAUUACCUCCACCGUUAUCACCCACUAUACCUCAACUCCAGAUUCCUGUCGCCUCAAAUCCCACUAACCAGGUAAAAAGUUCGAGCACACAGGACAAAGAAGAAUCACUUUCAUACACCGAACACAAGCUCUUGAUCUCCACUCCUUUCGAGCCGGGCUUGAGCCAGGAGGAAGUACUAUCUCCCGAAAGAGAGGCAACCUCACAUCUAGACCCCACUUUACAACAUAUGCCCAGCAAAAGGCUUGCCAGAGGAGCCAGAUACUCAAGGGAUUGUAAAGACAAAGCGUCAGGUGACGAGACGCUACGACCAUUGUCGCCGACAUUGCCAGAUUCCUUCAACAAUGAAGGGAGUUACACAAAGUCCUUGUCAAAGGAACGGUCCAGCCAACGUUUGGAGUCAAAGCGAGGUGUCUCUGCCAAAAAGGGCCAGACACUGGCUACUGCCCCUAUAUUUAGGAAUGUACAGACAGAUGUGGGGGUUUUCAAAUGGAUCAACAAAGUGAAUGAUCUCGCAAAGCCGAAAUUUCUUCUACGAGUCACGAUGAGUAACAAAAUGAAAUUUAAGGAAAGCGUUGCAGCUUUGUCAAAGCUGUCGAAUGUCACUGCAGACGAGUCGAUUGCACUUGGACACGCCAACACUAGAGUAGGCGAUACAGUUCAACACGCUGGUCGUUCAAGUAUGGUUGAAGUUUACAAGAAGGGCAAUGCAGUAGACAGUUCGGAAGAUUUGCAAUAUAACUCUAAGGAGAAAGAGAGCACACCUACAGAAAUACCCCCAGAAGUAGACACCAAACUGCAUAAGCUGUCUGAGGAUAAGCAACAGAAUGAAAAGGAAAUUGAAAAACUUGUCAAGAUCAUUGAGGAGAAACAACAGCAAUUGAGGGAAAAGUCCAAGCAGAUUAAAGGUUUGGAAUGUGAGAUCAAGUCGCUACGAGCAAAGCAUGAUCUAGGCCGCAAGCAAACACUACCCGGCGCCUUUGUAAAUGAUCUUCUGGGAUUUGAGCAAUCUUCUUCAGUUGAAUUCAAAUUGACAAAAGACCAAGUGGAAGAUGUGAAGGCCAAGCUUAUCACAAAGAAAAAAUACUGGCUGGAUAUAUGUAAAAAUGUCCAAAAUGAUAUCGAUAUUAUGUGGAAGGCAUUGGAACUGACACGUGGCACAUUUCCCGAUAAUUGGAAGGCGCCACAAAUUGAAUGCAGAGAUAUACAAGUGAUUGUGAUGCAGAUAGAUGUUUUCAUCAUGAAGAUGGUAUCAUUAGACUAUGACGAGCGAUCCAAAGUUGUUACUGACACUCUUCCGAGCGAGCGGUCUUGGAAGGCAUUGGAUAAGGAUAUUGAGGGACUAAUCACGUAUAUUGGGCUUUUACUUUCUGUGAGGGAUGAUUGGAGUGCGACAGAGAAUGGUCAUUUUGAGCUUGAAUUCUUGAGAACCAUCAAAUGCUUGAUGUUUCAGACUCGGGCUUUGGUAACCAAGAGGAUAAACUCAAUUUUGCUGAAAGUUGUGGUGACGUAUAUCGAGAAGAUGAGUUUGCCACGAGACGAAACGACCUCCACUCUUGCAUACUUCGGCGAUUCUUCGUUGAGCAAUAAAGUAAUUGAGUUACAACAGCUGAGCAUCAAAAAUGCCGAGAGUGCACGACUAUAUUUUAUGAAUUCGCAGCCGGAGUUUCUUGAUUCGAUGCUUCAAUCCACUUUCUCCUGUGUUUGGGAAAAGAGAACUUUGAAUUUGGCCCAAGUUCAACAGUCCUACAAUUUGGAGGCUUUUGACAGGUCGAUCAAGCCUAGCUUACAAAUAUACUAUCUACCAUUGGGUAUCUAUUCCAACUUAAAUGAGGUCAACUCCAUAUUGUUCAAUGUAACGGUCUACUUCCUUGAGACAUACAACAAGUUGCAUCAAAAUAAAAGCAUCAACUAUAAGCUACAAAGUGGUCAGACCUAG